AGUGUUCUUCACCAAACAUUUUUUUUCCUUCCACAUGAUGAAAAUCAAUUUUCCAAAUUCGGAUGAAAAGACAACACUUUUUUAAGUCUGUCUGAUGGAGAAUUGAUUAGGUUCCGUAAUAUCCAAAGGACACAACACAGUGACGACGAACCAAGCUCAGAGCCAUGAAUCUCUGUCUCCGCAACCCCGUAACGUGUGCUGAUCGCAGCUCCUCCUUGUUCUCGGCCUUGAAGACUUCAAAUUACAAGCUGGGUACUUCAAAGUUUGGGUUUUUAAAGCAUCAUAAGAAGAAUCAUGUGGUUACAGUAAGAUCUGUUUCUUCCACUGCUGUAGUAGAAGAAAGGACGAAGAGAGAAAGUGGAGGAGGAGAGAGUAAAGUGUACGACGCAAUCGUCAUCGGGUCUGGGAUAGGAGGCUUAGUUGCGGCGACUCAGCUAGCUGUUAAAGAAGCUAAAGUUCUAGUUUUGGAGAAGUAUCUCAUCCCUGGUGGGAGCUCUGGUUAUUACGAAAGAGAUGGGUACACAUUCGAUGUGGGUUCCUCUGUCAUGUUUGGUUUCAGCGAUAAGGGGAAUCUAAACUUGAUAACUCAGGCGUUGAAGGCAGUUGGUCGUGAGAUGGAAGUUAUACCCGAUCCCACCACUGUUCAUUUCCAUCUCCCCAGUCAUCUCUCUGUUCAGGUUCAUAGAGAGUAUGAUGAGUUCGUUAAUGAGCUUAUUAGCAAGUUUCCUCACGAGAAGGAAGGGAUUCUUGGAUUCUAUGGCGUCUGCUGGAAGAUCUUCAACUCAUUGAACUCCCUGGAACUGAAGUCACUUGAAGAGCCUAUCUACCUUUUUGGACAGUUCUUUCAGAAGCCGCUUGAAUGUUUGACACUUGCUUAUUACUUGCCUCAAAAUGCUGGGGAUAUAGCUAGGAAGUACAUAAAGGAUCCUCAGUUACUGUCUUUCAUUGACGCAGAGUGUUUCAUUGUGAGCACAGUCAAUGCUUUGCAGACGCCAAUGAUCAAUGCAAGUAUGGUUUUAUGUGACAGGCACUAUGGAGGAAUUAACUACCCUGUUGGUGGUGUUGGUGGAAUUGCCAAGUCGUUAGCAGAAGGACUUGUUGAUCAAGGCAGUGAAAUUCUCUACAAAGCUAAUGUGAAAAGCAUCAUACUUGAUGAUGGAAAGGCUGUUGGUGUAAGGCUAGCAGAUGGAAGAGAAUUCUUCGCUAAAACGAUAAUCUCUAAUGCUACAAGAUGGGAUACGUUUGGGAAGCUGUUGAAAGGAGAAAAGCUUCCAAAGGAAGAAGAAAACUUCCAGAAAGUGUAUGUGAAGGCUCCAUCAUUUCUCUCAAUCCAUAUGGGUGUUAAAGCAGAGGUUCUCCCUCCAGAUACAGAUUGCCAUCAUUUCGUACUUGAGGAUGAUUGGAAGAAUCUGGAGGAGCCUUAUGGCAGUAUCUUCCUCAGCAUUCCAACUAUUCUUGAUCCAUCUUUGGCUCCAGAUGGUCGACAUAUACUGCACAUAUUUACAACCUCUUCCAUCGAAGAUUGGGAGGGACUCACUCCAAAAGAGUAUGAAGCGAAAAAAGAAGAGGUGGCAGCUGGAAUCAUACAGAGGCUAGAGAAAAAACUGUUUCCUGGUCUCAGUUCAUCCAUUACUUUUAAGGAGGUGGGCACACCAAGAACACACAGGCGAUAUCUUGCUCGGGACAAGGGAACGUAUGGACCAAUGCCAAGAGGAACACCAAAAGGUUUACUAGGCAUGCCGUUUAACACAACUGCAAUAGAUGGUUUGUACUGCGUUGGGGAUAGUUGUUUUCCUGGUCAGGGAGUUAUAGCUGUGGCUUUCUCAGGAGUGAUGUGUGCUCAUCGUGUAGCUGCUGACAUUGGGCUUGAGAGAAAAUCAAAGGUACUUGAUGCUGGUCUUCUUGGUUUACUUGGUUGGUUAAGGACACUCGCAUAGUCUCUAAAGGGUACAGGACACAAAGCUAGUGGAAGUGUUGAUCAAGUCCAUGAGAGCGGCUUUUACUAUGAACAACCUUUUUUUUAUUUUUGUGGUUUAGGAUCAAGAAGAGUUGCACAUAGAUAAUAAGAAAGAAAAAAAUUCCAUAUUCAA
Brassica oleracea var. oleracea is the source of this 2090-nucleotide messenger RNA. RefSeq names its product prolycopene isomerase, chloroplastic. The record is from RefSeq and is a predicted model, not a curated record. The transcript is spliced from 13 exons. Gene Ontology annotation, biological process: carotenoid biosynthetic process. Gene Ontology annotation, molecular function: oxidoreductase activity; carotenoid isomerase activity. NCBI's taxonomy places the organism in Eukaryota, Viridiplantae, Streptophyta, Magnoliopsida, Brassicales, Brassicaceae. The coding region runs from base 165 to 1937 and encodes 590 amino acids.